GAGGGUCAAUUGCAGUCAUUUUUGGUCGAUAGACAUACCCCCGAAAUCCUACGUACUUUCGAGAAAAAAAUUCUUUUCCGAAAAUAUAAUAUGAGAUUAGAAAUGUUGCCCUGAAAUUCCAUGCGUAUAUUUUGGAAGAUUUUAAAAUAAAAAGAAUUUUAACUCUAAAAUUCGUAAUGUGGCUUAUGUCUAAUCGACUUAGAAUUAAAAGUCCGUUAGAUGCUAAGGAAAUUCGUCGUUAGUAGUGUCUCUGUUGAUGUACACUGCCUAACGUACGUUUCUUCAACUUGUGCCCCUCUAUGUGACGCAUAAACACAGGUUGUCGGUGACGUUAAAAAGCUUUGGAAAUGUUUCACGUUGUAUCGGAUAAUUAAUAAUUGAUCGUUUAAUUUGCGGUUUAACAUGAAUUGCGACCACCGAAAUACCACACGAUGUUAGAAACAGAUUCCACAGUUUCACCUUAAAUAAUAUUAUUAAUUUUCGAUUGCAUCGUCGGAAAAAAUGGCUUCUGGUAAGAGCACCAGAGAGGUUUUGUUAUCUCUUAUCGAUGACAUCGAACUAAUAACAAAAGAAAUGAUAGAAAACACAAUCGCUCAAAAGCUAUCGAAACUCUCGAGCGAGGAACACGCUCAGCUGACUGAAUUACUGAUUGCCAAAGACGACGAGUUAAAAGCGACUUUGAAACGUGCUGCUGAACAGGCGAAAAUUAAUUUAAAAAUGGAAGCAUUAAAAGUAGAGGUUGAAAGGCAAGAUCAAGAUAUUCGGCAAUUACAGCAGCAAUUAAAAGAAGCUGAACAAAUUCUAGCUACAGCUAUUUAUCAAGCAAAACAAAAGCUACAAUCCAUUGCUCGCGCCAAUAAGAGGCCAGUUCCCUCAGAGGAACUGAUCAAGUAUGCACACAGAAUAAGUGCAUCAAACGCUAUUUGUGCACCACUUACAUGGCAACAAGGAGAUCCUAGGAGACCAUAUCCCACGGAUAUCGAAAUGAGAUUGGGAUAUCUUGGACGACUAAGUGAUCUUCCUUUGAAUGGACAGAUGUUAGGUUCCCACCCUGGAAUACCAGCAGAUUUGCACAGAGCUGGGCAUCCUGUGGGUGAACCACCAGUGUCACAGGCCAAUCAAUUUGCAUGGCAUCCUUCUGGCGAAAUUCAUAUGUCAGUGAGUGGUCAAGGAAGUGUUGCUAUGAAUACUCAUAAACAGGAAACAGAGGAUGUAGAAGUUAUGUCUACAGAUUCUUCAAGUAGUUCCUCCAGUGACUCUCAAUGAUCACUGAUUUAUAAUGCUAGAGUAUGGACCAAGCUUUAUUUACUUGUUAUUAAAGAGAGAACUACAUUUUCUACAAACAACUGGAUUUUUCAAAUGACAAAUUUAUUGUAGUGUAUAGUGCUUUUUAUACUAUUUCUGUAUUUUUAU
This is a messenger RNA of Colletes gigas, 1413 nucleotides long. It is a transcript of the gene MED4, whose product is annotated as mediator of RNA polymerase II transcription subunit 4. The record is from RefSeq and is a predicted model, not a curated record. Gene Ontology annotation, biological process: regulation of transcription by RNA polymerase II. The transcript has 4 exons. Gene Ontology annotation, cellular component: mediator complex; core mediator complex. The coding region runs from base 502 to 1266 and encodes 254 amino acids. Gene Ontology annotation, molecular function: transcription coregulator activity. Lineage: Eukaryota; Metazoa; Arthropoda; Insecta; Hymenoptera; Colletidae.